Jaminaea rosea is the source of this 478-nucleotide messenger RNA. RefSeq lists its product as hypothetical. The transcript has 2 exons. NCBI's taxonomy places the organism in Eukaryota, Fungi, Basidiomycota, Exobasidiomycetes, Microstromatales. The coding region runs from base 247 to 417 and encodes 56 amino acids. The record is from RefSeq and is a predicted model, not a curated record.
CCGGACGCCAAGGCGCAACAGGGUCAGCUGUCCCGCAGAGCACAGCCGUCGUUGCUGCGGACAAUCGCUGGGUCGGAAGACUUCCCCCGACAGGGAUGGCAUCAAAAGCGCCCAGGUGUACCGUAUGGCUGACACUCCGGAGCGACGCCAUAAUGUGCCGCGGUAGCAAAGGGCCGACGACAGCGCCAACAGAACUCCGGUAGGGCUUCUUGGGCCAAGGGUUGUACACAGCGCCGCUCUUGAGCCAUGGUCUUCCUCACCUUCGCCCUCACGCCCUUCGCACUCGCCUUGAUGGCUCUCGCCCCAGCCUACCAGGCCAAGCACAUGGUCUGCACCUGGAAGCCGGGAAUCGGGUCUCCCAAUCAGUACAAAUACGAGAAGGCGAGUAGGCGGCCGCGCGUGCCGCUUUCCUCAUGAUGCUUCGCGUAGCUGACGUUGAUCUCACCCUCGCUUACCGCAGUUCUGCAACGCUCCUGUC